AUGCGUGGAAUAAUGGUAUUGUGUUUGGUAGCAUUCUGCUCUGCCUCUCAUCAAGGAUAUAACUACCCUAGCCUGAAAAAUACAGCCGAUGCUGGCCUGUAUGGGGCAAAACCAUUGAUUACAAAGCGUUUCUUUAUUCAUUCAGCACCUCAAGAUGAAGGUGUAGAAGUUCAAGAACAUGAUAUUGCUGUGGGCACACCACGCAAAAACUACAAUGUAGUUUUCGUUAAAGCUCCCACCGAAAAACAACAAAAGGUUAAAGUCCGUGUCAUCCCCGCAGUGAAUGAAGAAAAAACUGCCGUAUAUGUUUUAUCUAAGAAAGCUGAUGCCCCUAUUGUUGAAACAUUUGUUCAAGAACCUGUCACAACCACUAGCAAACCAGAAGUUGCUUUCAUUAAAUAUCGCACCAAUGAAGAAGCUGAGCAUGCUCAACACCAUAUUCAGGCUGAAUACGAUCGUUUGGGCGGUAGCACAAGCAUCUCAGAUGAGGGUGUUUCUGUUGUUAAAUCAGUAAUUGGUAUUUUUGAUAGUCUCCAACAAGGUGCUGGCUCUGCCGCAUAUUUGCCACCACAACAUUAA
Messenger RNA from Musca domestica (house fly), 579 nucleotides. RefSeq lists its product as uncharacterized. Lineage: Eukaryota; Metazoa; Arthropoda; Insecta; Diptera; Muscidae. The transcript has 2 exons. Bases 1 to 579 code for a protein of 192 amino acids. The record is from RefSeq and is a predicted model, not a curated record.